AUGGCAGGGACGACGGGGGACGGGCCGGGAACGGCGGGGGAUCGGCCGGGGGCCACCCCGGCCCAGAGCCUGAGCGCGCUGCGGGGCUACCGCGUCUACGCGCGCCGCUGGGUCUUCCUGCUGGUGCUCAGCCUGCUCAGCUGCUCCAAUGCCACGCUGUGGCUCAGCUUCGCGCCUGUAGCCGACACUGUCGCCAAGCGCUUCUCCCUGUCCAUCAAGCAGAUCAACUGGCUUACGCUGGUCUACUUGGUGGUAUCCAUCCCGUUCGGUGUGGCGGCCAUCUGGGUUCUGGAUUCGGUUGGGCUCCGUGUCGCGACCGUCCUGGGUGCGUGGCUGAACUUCCUUGGGAGCGUGUUCCGCGCUUUGCCCUGCAUGGAUCUUUCAUUCCGGACUCCGUUUGCCUUCCUUAUGGCUGGGCAGAGUCUCUGUGCCCUGGCCCAGACCUUGGUUGUCUUCUCUCCGGCUAAGCUGGCUGCCGUGUGGUUCCCUGAGCACCAGCGAGCCACAGCCAACAUGAUCGCCACCAUGUCAAACCCCCUGGGCAUUCUGCUGGCCAAUGUGCUGUCGCCUGCUCUGGUCCAGGAGGAGGAUGACAUCCCCUUGAUGCUUGGUGUCUAUGUGAUCCCUGCUGGCGUCGCCUGCCUGCUGGCCACUGCGUGCCUCUGGGAGAACGUGCCGCCCACCCCUCCCUCGGCUGCAGCUGCCAGCUCCACCUCGGUGAAGUUCCUUGAUGGGCUGAAGCUGCUGAUGCGGAACAAGGCUUACAUCAUCUUGGCGCUGUGCUUUGGGGCCAGCAUCGGGAUCUUCUCCAGCUUCACCGCCCUCCUGGAGCAGAUUCUCUGUGUGAAGGGCUACUACAAUGAUUUUGCAGGCCUCUGUGGGGCCCUCUUUAUCAUGUGUGGGUUCCUGGGGGCACUGGGUCUUGGCCUGUACGUGGACCGGACCAAGAACUUCACCGAGGCCACCAAGAUCGGCUUCUGCCUGACCUCCCUGGCCUGUGUGGCCUUCGCUGUGGUGUCCCAGCUGCCAGGACAGACCAUCUGGCUGGCGGUCGUCUGCUCCCUGUUCGGGCUCUUCGGCCUGUCCAUUGCGCCCAUCACCAUGGAGCUGGCGGUAGAGUGCUCCUUCCCCGUGGGUGAGGGCAUCGCCACGGGCCUGGUCUUCGUGCUGGGGCAGAUCGAGGGCAUGCUCAUUAUGGUGGUGCUGACCGCACUGACUGUGCACCGUGCAGAGCCGUCCUUCUCCACCUGCCAGCAUGGGGAGGCCCCACUGGACUGGACGGCGUCCGUGUUGCUGAUGGCCAGCCUGUGUGCCGUGUGCAGCUGUGUCUUCGUGAUCUUCUUCCACACCCCGUACCGGCGCGUGCAGCUCGAGGCCAGCGCCUCCCCCUCCAUCCAGGAGGACUAUGUCCAGGGGGACACCAACCCUGAGCCCGCCUCGGCAACCACACCCUGAGCCCCCAGCACCACAUCAGCAGCCGGCUCUGCUGGCAAGUGUUGGGAGUGUGUUUCCAGACCCUGCUCUGGCCCCGCUGCCCCUGGGGAGCCCUGACCCCGAAGGGCCCCAGGACCCCGAGACGUCGAGAUCACGUCCACAGGUGAAGGGAGUAGGGCCAGGUGUUGACAACCUCUGAGGACAAGAAGUGGGCUGGGACCUUUCUUGAACGGAAGGCUUGCUGGAGGCCUGGCCUGGAGAGGCCAGCUCUCAUGAGCUGUGCUGGGGAGAUGCCCUGAGUCACACCAAGAGCCUGGGACGGGGUGCCGGCACCCCGCACAGGCACGGGGACUUGGCACACCCAGCGUGCACCCCAUGGCCUCAGCCCAAGGCAGAUGCUGUGGCCGCGGCAAGAGGAGCUACUUCAGUGUGGACGCAGGUGCACUCCAGGGCGACAGGACCACAGGACACCUUGGUGUCCAGACACAGGACGGCCAGUCCUGGGGAGGGUUAAU
Trichechus manatus latirostris (Florida manatee) is the source of this 1949-nucleotide messenger RNA. It is a transcript of the gene SLC49A3, whose product is annotated as solute carrier family 49 member 3. The transcript is spliced from 10 exons. The coding region runs from base 1 to 1455 and encodes 484 amino acids. Gene Ontology annotation, molecular function: transmembrane transporter activity. Lineage: Eukaryota; Metazoa; Chordata; Mammalia; Sirenia; Trichechidae. Gene Ontology annotation, cellular component: membrane. The record is from RefSeq and is a predicted model, not a curated record. Gene Ontology annotation, biological process: transmembrane transport.